AUGAUGAGUGAAUUUGAACAAUUUCACCCAAGUUUAAGAAAAGAAACAAUUGAUACAAUUAAAGAAUUUGGAUUUAUUAAACCUACUGAAGUCCAAAAAGUUGUAAUUCCAGCAUUUUUAAAUAGAAAAGAUGUUAUUGUUCAAAGUCAAACAGGAAGUGGUAAAACAUUAUCUUUUUUAAUUCCAUUAUUUGAAAUUAUUAAAAGAGAAAGAGAAAUUAUUGAAAAAAAAGAAGUAUAUGGUAUUAUUAUUUCACCUACUAGAGAAUUAGCACAUCAAAUUUAUGAUAUUACUAAAGUAUUUUGUAAACAUUUUAAUAUGACAAUUGGAUUAUUAACAGGAGGAAUUGAUAUAUCUAAAUUAGAAGAAGAAAUGAAAAAAGGAGCUAAUAUUAUUGUAGGAACUGCUGGAAGAAUUGAAGAAGUAAUUACAAAUAAAUUAUUUGAAUUAGAAUGGAAUAAUGUUGAAGUAUUAAUAUUAGAUGAAGGAGAUAAAAUGAUUGAAAUGGGAUUUUCACAAUCUAUAACACAUAUUAUUUGUCAUUUACCAAAACAACGACGUACUGGAUUAUUUAGUGCUACAAUGCCAAAAGAAUUAAAUAAAUUUAUUAUUGCAGGAUGUAGAAAUCCAUAUAAAAUACAAAUAUCAAAUGAUACAUUAACACCAAUUUCACUUGCAAAUGAAUAUUGUAUUAUUCCAUAUGAAAUAAAAAUACAAACAUUAAUAAGAAUAUUAAAAGAUAGUAAAGAUAAAAAAAUUGUUAUAUUUGUAUUAACAUGUGAUCAAGUAAAUUAUAUAUAUAAUAUAAUUAAAAUUUUACAUCAAGAAGAAGGAUAUUUAAAAGAAAAAGAAAUAUUUUCAAUUCAUGGAAAAGUAAAACAAAUAAAUAGAGAUAAAGUUAUUAAAAAAUUUGAAGAAAGUUUAGAAGCUAUAUUAAUAUGUACAGAUAUAUUAGCAAGAGGAAUGGAUUUUAAUAAUAUUAAUUAUAUUAUUCAAUAUGACCCACCACAAGAUCCUAAAACAUAUAUUCAUAGAGUUGGAAGAACAGCUAGAAUGGGAAGUAUUGGACAUUCAUUAAUAUUUCUUAGUCCUUUAGAAAAAAGUUUUAUUUUAUUAAUGGAAAAAAAAAAUGUAAAAAUUAUUGAAAAAAAAAUUGAAAGAGAUAAAGAAGAAGAAAAAUAUUAUUUUAAUAAAAUUAGAGAAAUAUGUUGUAAAAAUCGUACAUUAUUUAAAAAAUCACAAAAUGCAUUUGUAUCAUUUUGUAAAGGAUAUGGAGAACAUCAAUGUAAAUAUAUUUUUGCAAUUAAAAAAUUAAUUUAUAAUGAAGUAGCUAAAGGAAUGUGUUUAGUUAAAAUGCCUAAAAUUCAAGAAAUAAAAAAAUUGAAUAUUAAAUAUGAUGAAGAAAUAAAUAUAGAAGAAAAUGAAAUACCAUUUGCAGAUGAACGUUUAGAAAAACAAAGACAAGAAAGAGGUAAAAAAAGAAAAGAAAAAGGAAUAUAA
Messenger RNA from Entamoeba dispar SAW760, 1500 nucleotides. RefSeq names its product ATP-dependent RNA helicase DDX55, putative. Lineage: Eukaryota; Evosea; Mastigamoebida; Endamoebidae. Gene Ontology annotation, cellular component: nucleolus. Gene Ontology annotation, molecular function: ATP binding; nucleic acid binding. The transcript has a single exon. The coding region runs from base 1 to 1500 and encodes 499 amino acids. The record is from RefSeq and is a predicted model, not a curated record.